AUGAGCUGGAUGCAGGCUCUUUUGCUGUUGUUGGCUGGCUUGGUUGUGUUGACUCUGACUCAGCCUCAGGAUCUGUACAGACGUGUUGAGUUCGAAAUCGCCAGAGCGGGGUAUAUUCCCUUUGAGGUGAUUGUAGCCCAGGGGAGGGCUGAACUGCACUGUGAGGGAGCCAAGGAGAUUAGUAGCAGGAUAUACUGGACCAAGAACGGGGUCAGGCAAGAAAAUGCACAGUUCUAUGAUGUAGACACGGAGUCCACUGUUACCAGUGUUUACAAGCUUGUGGACACAGACGAAGCAAGAUACGGUUGUAAUGGACAAUACUUAUACCUGGUGAAGGAAAAGCCUGAGGAGGAAGCACAAGAAGCAUCCAUCUGGCAGAACAGCAAAGUAAUAUGCAUCGACCAAGUUGUAGGGGAAGAAACUAGAAUAUUGGAGAAAAUGACAGGACCUUACAAAAGUUCCAUAUUCUACAUGGUCGGCCGACAGCAGUCCAUAUAUCCAAUCAAAGAAAGAAAGAUAACAGCAGAUUCUGUCUUCACGUGCAACACCACGCAGCACUUUACUUUCAUCCCUGAGACACGACCACAGACAACAGUAGAGUGCAAGGGAGAGAAGGCGGUAUGCACGAACUCAGACACGCAAGGAAGAUGUGCGCUCACUAUUUUUUUUGAAGAUAAGAAAGUUGCUGAAGGUCGUUCCCCCGUGCUUGAACAUCCGUAUGGAAAGAUAAACAUCCAACAACAAGUACGAUGUGAAGCAGCCUGUCAAAUCGGAGAAGAUUUCAUAACCCUACCAGUCACAGACUGUACAGCUUAUCCAGCUCCAGACGAGUGUGUUGAUAAAGCGGAUAAGUAUGGAUCAGAAUACAGGGGAACUGUAUCUGUCACAAAAUCAGGACUCGUCUGCCAGAGAUGGGACUCUCAAUCACCUAAUGUACACAGAAGAACUCCUGAGCGUCACCCUGAUUCAGGACUGCAAGAGAACUAUUGCAGAAAUCCAGGCGGUGUGAAUAUUCGAGGCAUCUGGUGUUUAAAUGGUGAGGGAACUGAUCCUGUGUUGGAAUUAUGUGAUAUACCUACAUGCAGUGGAGGUGACGAAACUGAAGGAGGAGAAACUAACGGUGGAGAGGAGGAAGCUGAGGGUGGAGAAAUAGGUAGCUCCCUUGGCAUGUCCAUCCCCGCUCUUCCUCUGGCCUUUGCUAUCCUGCGUUUAUAAUGUAAGUUUCAACGGUCGAUAUCACGGAAACACAUGACUCCGACAGUUCUCUUCAACUAGACCUGAACGCUUUGGUUGACUUGGUUAUAUCAACUUAUUAAGAUGGAACUCAUUUCAUUAUUUGAAGCAUUAUAAGACUUUUUACAAAUCCUCAAAGAAUUUUACCCAAAAAGUCAGAAACAUAGAAUUCAGAUUAAAUGGCUUAAUUUCGUGAAUCUUUUAAUCAUUAUCAUUGUCGCCUAUA
This is a messenger RNA of Bolinopsis microptera, 1459 nucleotides long. RefSeq lists its product as uncharacterized. Gene Ontology annotation, molecular function: endopeptidase activity; signaling receptor binding. The record is from RefSeq and is a predicted model, not a curated record. NCBI's taxonomy places the organism in Eukaryota, Metazoa, Ctenophora, Tentaculata, Lobata, Bolinopsidae. The transcript has 12 exons. Bases 1 to 1215 code for a protein of 404 amino acids.